Messenger RNA from Selaginella moellendorffii, 1165 nucleotides. RefSeq lists its product as uncharacterized. Bases 1 to 969 code for a protein of 322 amino acids. The record is from RefSeq and is a predicted model, not a curated record. NCBI's taxonomy places the organism in Eukaryota, Viridiplantae, Streptophyta, Lycopodiopsida, Selaginellales, Selaginellaceae. The transcript has 2 exons.
AUGGAAGAUAUUACUCUUCUUAUGUUCAUGAUUUGCUCUUCUCUCAUACUAUUUCCAUCUGCAGCUGUAGAACUUUGCAAUUACACCAUUGAAUUUUAUGAUUUCUCAACCGGUCUUCGUAUCAGCUGCAAUGAACAGAGUGCUUCAGUCAAGCUCUCAAAUCUCAAUGGCGACUCUGCCCAAGUCACUGGCUUGAAAGGCGAUUCUUGUGGAGGGAAUUCUGCAACAGUCAUGGCACCUUGUGACUACUGCAUUAUCACUAUAAACGUCUCCCCUCAAAGAAUGGUUCCAGGCUUGGUGAUGGUUUCUCGUGAAGGAAUGUUGGAAAAUGAGUACUUCUUCCGUUUUUCAAGUGAAGUGCUCACUGAGUGUCCCGGUUUCAACGUCGCUAGUGAUUUUGCCAUUGGCUUCAAUCGGCAGUUUUUCCUCUUUCCAACAACAUGCAUGUACAAUUCAAGAUCAAAUUUCCUGAUGUGUCCUGGUUGCUCAGCUUCGGGGACGUGCUCAUAUUCCAUCAAGCUGGAUGCCCAGACAUUGUUCCUAUGUGUCACAAGUCAGAAGAUUGAGGUGUCAAUCUACAACGAUUACGAUAGAAAUGUUGGGCGGGGAUCUGGGGAGUCUGCAGCUUUUGUAGCAUCUCGCAGUGACUUUGAGCAAGGAAUCACUGUCAUUGGGCGAUGCGUGGAUUUUUGUGCAGUCGGGGUUCAGAUAUAUGAUACAAGUUGCUCAUAUCAAGUGAAUCAGGUGAAUGUUAUGGGUUCAAACAACAUCUCUCGUACUUUCCAGGUUGGUGCAACCUUAAGCCCAAACCAAAUCAUCUUCCAGAGGAACUAUGCUUCAGUAUACAGAACUCAGUGCAAUCGGCCUAAUCCAUACCCCAUCAUGAUUGGUGGAACAACUGUACUCGUUCCAAGGGCCUGUGAAACUAACUUCACUGCUACACCAACUAGAAUCACAUGUCCAUGCUAAGGAAACUUAAGCAUGGAAAUAAUAAAAAUAAUGGGGGCCAGUCCUACGAAGACAGUCAGACCUGAAUUUCAGUAUAAUGUUGAGUAUUUAGGUCCUCCUAGUGUUGUGGAGUGGACACAUCAGCUAGUUAAGAGUUGUGACCUUUCGUUCAUUGCUGAAUAUACUUAUUAUAAUGCAUCAGAGACUUCUUCCAGAA